UGGCGGCGCGCGGCGCUCCCCGCGCGGGCCGUGACGUGCGCGUGACGCAGGCGCGCAGCGAGCGCGUGACGCGGUCCCGGUCAGGGCGGGCGGGGCCGGUUUGAACGCGGGGCCGACGGGGCGAGCGCGGCGCAGAAAAUGGCAGUGAAUGUGUAUUCUACUUCAGUGACCAGCGAUAACUUGAGCCGACAUGACAUGCUGGCGUGGAUCAAUGAGUCUCUGCAGCUGACGCUGACCAAGAUCGAACAGCUGUGCUCAGGUGCUGCAUACUGUCAGUUCAUGGACAUGCUCUUCCCAGGUUCUGUAGCACUCAAGAAAGUGAAGUUUCAAGCAAAAUUGGAACAUGAGUACAUUCAAAACUUCAAGGUUCUACAAGCAGGUUUUAAAAGAAUGGGUGUUGACAAAAUAAUUCCUGUGGACAAACUAGUGAAAGGAAAAUUUCAGGACAACUUUGAAUUUGUUCAGUGGUUCAAAAAAUUUUUUGAUGCAAACUAUGACGGGAAGGAGUAUGAUCCUGUUGCUGCUCGACAAGGCCAAGACACAAUAGCACCAAACCUUGUUACUCCAGUUGUGAACAAAACCAGGAAAUCUCUCGGUACUGGCAGUGCAGCCCCACAGAGGCCCAUUGUUGCACAGAGGACCCCAGCAGGUCCCAGAGCUGGGCCUGGGAUGGGCAAAAAGGGUGGAGGAGAUGAAGAAUCAGCAGGAUUGAUCGAGCAGAUCAACGCAUUGAAACUUACUGUUGAAGACCUGGAGAAGGAGAGAGACUUCUACUUUGGCAAAUUGAGGAACAUUGAAUUGAUCUGCCAGGAGAAUGAAGGAGAGAAUGAUCCAGUGUUGCAGAGGAUUGUGGAAAUUCUUUAUGCCACAGAUGAAGGCUUUGUGAUACCUGACGAAGGAGCACCGCAGGAGGAACAAGAAGAGUAUUAACAGACCACAUACUGUACCAGCAGAGCAGCAACAUCAGAAUUCUUUGCCCCAGAUCAUGUGCUUAACUGUAAAAUACUCCACUUUAUUCUUAGAGGACUCACUGGUUUCUUUUCAUAAGCAAAAAAAAGUACCUCUUCUUAAAGUGCACUUUGCAGAAGUUUCACUUUUACAGUGGGUUUGAGUUAGGAGCUCUUUCUCACGCUGUAGCAGAGCAGUAUUCACAUCGAGGUGGUAUAUUUAGGGAGCAAGAGGCUGAAUAUUUGGAACUUGUUGCAGAAUGGUUUGCUGGUAAAACGCUGGUUUGUGGGAAGACUCUUUUUGUAUCUAAGGCGGUGUGCAGUAGAGAAAUUAAAGACUGACUCACAGAAAGAUUGAGUUAAUGUGAAAUUGCAGAACAGAAAUUAUAAUAAAUGCCUUAAGAGUAUUUAAAAUAUGCUUCCAUAUGCCAAAUUGAAGUAAUGUGAUGGGAGAUUUUAUGUGCUUCAUAUUGGGGUAGACGUUUGUUUAACUCCAUUCACUGCUGUCCGAGAGGCCUUGCGUGGCAGUCUCACUGUGUCAGCAAGUGCUCAAAAGGGGCUAUUAAAACAAAACUCCAUUCCUAUGUAAAGCUGCUUACUAAGUGAUUAGUUCUCGAUGAAAUGGGCCUUAACGUUGCCUGUCACAAGAUUAGAGGGAGUAUGAACAGCUGAGACACAUAAAUUACCUUGAAGAGUGCUGAAGCCUUUUUCUGUGGCAUUGUGGCUUUGCCAAAACGUACUGUGUUUUCUGUAAGAAAAGCAAAACAAAGCAAAGGGCACACAGUCUUACUGCCUAAAAUGUCCUUCAGAAGUGAUUUUUCUUCCUGGCUCUUGUUUUUAUUUGUUCUGUUUAUUUUCAUUUCUGUUGGAAUCCCUUCUGUUCUCUCACUUUUCCCUUUCCCAUCCCAAGGAAUGCUGAACACGCCCAAUAGUUGUAACAGGACUUGCACUGUGCAGCUGGCUUUGAAUGAAAGUGAAUUGAGCACAUGAGGAUGAUAUUUUUCUGUCUGCUUUCUUUUUUUUUUCCCCUUUGAACCAGGGCAUAUUAGUAAUAACAGUUGCCAGUUCAGUAAUCUUCUGGGGUAAAAACUAAAAGAUGCUGGCUAACAGAGCUAAUGUUAUUGCAGAAAAUACAGUACUGAGACUAACUUAAAUAUUAAUAUUUAAAAUACUUUCCUUAACUGUCCUUUUUUUUCUAUCAUGCCCCUCAUUACUGUUGUGUUUGGCAAGAUCCUGCAAGACUUCUGACCCCCUUUCACUACUGAGAUUGAUCAGUCCUGUUGUGCUUGUAUUCAUUUGUUUCUGGUGGUAGCUUGUCCUAAAAUGUGUGUAGGAGAGCAUUUUAUGGUAAUUGUGUAGUGCAUGAAUCUUUGUGAAGUUCAGAGAAAAACCCAAAUUCAGUGAAUGCCAAAAAUGCAAGUAUCUAGCCAUUGUUUAAAAUUGCAGUGGUGCUAUUUCUCUUGUGGCCUUUUAGACUUCUGUUGCCCUAAAACUCCAUUUUACUGAGAAACCAUAUUUGACUUGGAUUUUUCUUGACAGGGUUUUUCUAUUUUAAGCAGUUUCUAAAUAAAGUUCUGUAUUUCAAGAG
Zonotrichia leucophrys gambelii is the source of this 2535-nucleotide messenger RNA. It is a transcript of the gene MAPRE1, whose product is annotated as microtubule associated protein RP/EB family member 1. Gene Ontology annotation, biological process: regulation of microtubule polymerization or depolymerization; spindle assembly; protein localization to microtubule. The record is from RefSeq and is a predicted model, not a curated record. Gene Ontology annotation, molecular function: microtubule plus-end binding. Gene Ontology annotation, cellular component: spindle midzone; microtubule plus-end; cytoplasmic microtubule. The coding region runs from base 139 to 930 and encodes 263 amino acids. NCBI's taxonomy places the organism in Eukaryota, Metazoa, Chordata, Aves, Passeriformes, Passerellidae. The transcript has 7 exons.